AUUGGAAAGCACCGGACUUGGCAGGGGCCGUUCCGAAAGAACGACUUGAACCUCGUACGAUACGGGGGCUAAAUCUCAACGAAGGGAAUGGUCAUCAAAAUCAAAGAGUCUUCAACACCACGACAACAUCGCGACACCAACAACACGGCCUACGCAUGAUGAGGUAACCUGUUGCCGUCAUAUCGCCUUUCAGUCACUCAUUCACAACAACAUUGAAACGGACGCCGCAAACUUUCGCCAAGUCCAAACAACCACUACAAGAACUGUUUCAAACAACAACCGCACUUGGAAGAGCGUUUUCUCAAGAUGCCUUCUCAAUCCACACUCUCCAUCACAGUCCUCCUGUUGGCAAUCUUCUCGGGCAUAUACUUCCUCCUCGACUCUCAACUCGAAAAGUUCUACAUUUUCAACCCACCACAACUCCAUGCGAUCGCCCAACAAGCCAUUUCCGAACACGGCAACAACACGGAAGGCAUCGUCACCAGCAUCAUCAGCCAAUUGUCCGCAAUCGAAAGCGUGAAAUCACACAUAAACCUCGAACAAGAAUGGAUUUUCAAUAAUGCCGGUGGAGCCAUGGGGGCAAUGUACAUUAUCCACGCCAGUAUAACCGAAUACCUCAUCAUCUUCGGCACCUCAAUCGGAACCGAAGGCCACACAGGCCGCCACACAGCAGACGACUACUUCCACAUUCUCACCGGAACUCAACUUGCCUAUGAUCCUUCUAACAAGCCCUUCGAAGCUGAAGUCUACCCUCCUGGAAGUGUGCACCAUCUUCGCAGAGGUGAAGUCAAGCAGUAUAAGAUGGACUCGUCGUGUUUUGCGCUUGAGUAUGCGAGAGGUUGGAUUCCACCAAUGUUGGGCUUUGGGUAUGCGGAUACGUUCAGCAGUACGUUGGAUUUUCCGACUUUGUGGAGGACGACGGUUGUUACGGGGAGGGAGAUGAUUGGGAAUUUGUUGAAGUUUAAGUUGUAGUUUGAAGGGAUAGUAAUGAAGGCACUGGGGCGAGACGAGUGUGAAGUAUGAGCCAACUUGCGCCGACGCUAUGCUAGAGGGCUAUAGACUCGUCUGCAGAUGAAGUCUCUGUGAUGCCACACAUGGCGAUAUGCAUAUGUACAGCAUGUUUCGUGAUUCCUCUUCUCGAGCAUAACAUGAUAUUGUCGUCAUCUAUCUUCAUUUCAGAUGCAGGGACCCUAGCCACCCCAUUACAAUCCCUUCUUGUAGCCAAUCUCGAGAACAAACCCUACCGCCUCCCUCG
This is a messenger RNA of Cercospora beticola, 1255 nucleotides long. It is a transcript of the gene ERG2, whose product is annotated as C-8 sterol isomerase ERG2. Lineage: Eukaryota; Fungi; Ascomycota; Dothideomycetes; Mycosphaerellales; Mycosphaerellaceae. Gene Ontology annotation, biological process: ergosterol biosynthetic process. The record is from RefSeq and is a predicted model, not a curated record. Gene Ontology annotation, cellular component: endoplasmic reticulum.